This is a messenger RNA of Blumeria graminis f. sp. triticale, 1032 nucleotides long. The record is from the annotation of a GenBank genome assembly. Lineage: Eukaryota; Fungi; Ascomycota; Leotiomycetes; Helotiales; Erysiphaceae.
AUGUCGACUGCCGUAAUAAAUGCUGACGAUGAAUUCCUCGAACCUUCCCUCAGGUCAAUCCUCGAUCAAAAGACUCUUCGAUGGAUCUUUGUUGGUGGCAAGGGAGGUGUAGGAAAGACAACUACUUCUUGCUCCCUUGCAAUCCAACUAGCCAAAGUACGAAGGUCUGUUUUACUCAUAUCGACAGAUCCGGCACAUAAUCUAUCAGAUGCAUUUUCUCAAAAAUUUGGAAAAGAAGCCCGUCUGGUAAAUGGAUUUAAAAAUCUAAGUGCCAUGGAGAUAGACCCGAACGGAAGCAUUCAAGAGCUCUUAGGUCAGGCUGAUGAGGGAGAGGGCGUUGCUGCUGGGAUGGGGGGAAUGGGUGGAAUGAUGCAAGACCUGGCUUUUGCGAUCCCGGGUAUUGACGAGGCCAUGUCUUUUGCUGAAGUCUUGAAACAAGUGAAAUCUCUCUCUCACGACACAAUAAUUUUUGAUACUGCUCCGACUGGGCAUACUCUUCGCUUUCUCCAGUUCCCAACCGUGCUAGAAAAGGCAUUGGCUAAAAUUUCCCAACUUUCCUCUCAAUUCGGUCCCAUGUUAAACGGUUUAUUCGGAGCAAGUGGUACUUUACCAAAUGGAGCGAACCUCGGUGAAAUGAUGGAAAAGCUUGAAGGGUUACGCGACACUAUUGGUGAAGUUAACACACAGUUUAAGGACGAAAAUCUCACUACAUUUGUGUGCGUUUGCAUACCCGAAUUUCUUUCUCUAUAUGAAACCGAGCGGAUGAUACAAGAGCUUGCGAGCUACGACAUUGAUACACACUGUAUCGUCGUCAACCAACUACUAUUUCCGAAAGCAGAAAGUGAAUGUGAGCAAUGCAACGCCAGAAGAAAAAUGCAAAAAAAGUACUUGGAGCAAAUUGAGGAGCUCUACGAUGAAUUUAAUGUUGUAAAGAUGCCUCUUUUAGUCGAGGAGGUUAGGGGGAAGGAACGAUUGGAAAAGUUUAGUGAGAUGUUGAUUACUCCUUAUGUACCUCCUACAGGGGGUCUGUAG